AAAAAAAAAAAAAAAAAAAAAAAAACUCGACGGUGUCGAUCUCGCCGAUCAUCGGCGUUCGCGAAUCUCGAGGCGCCAGCACCGCCGCGGCACGGCGAUGAGUCGGGCGCUGCUUCGCUCCUUCGCCGUCCUCUCCCACUCCGACGUGCUUCUUCCAAAAGCGGCUUCUCCUCGCUCCCUCUUCUCCACAAGCUCGUUCCGACGCCAUGAACCUGCAAAUUUUUGGCUAUUCUUGAUUCGUCGGGGCAGCAUAAGCAUCUCGCCAAGUCGGUUUAGUUCUUCUGCAUCCCAAGGGCCGAUGGAAGCUUCUGAUUUGGCUGCCAAGAAUUGUGUUCCUUGUAAUUCGAAGGAUAUUCGUCCCAUGUCGGAAGAAUCAGCAAAUGAGCUGCUUGCACAGGUGCAAGGUUGGGGCUUGUUAACUGAAAGCGGUAUUAUGAAAUUGCACAGAUCGUGGAAGGUGAAAAAUUUUAUCCAUGGUUUGGAGUUUUUUCAGCUUAUAGCUGAUGUUGCUGAGGCACAAGGUCAUCAUCCUGACCUUCAUCUGGUUGGUUGGAAUAAUGUGAAAGUUGAAUUAUGGACUCAUUCAGUUGGAGGAUUGACGGAAAAUGACUUCAUUCUUGCUGCAAAGAUCAAUUCACUGAACGUAGAACAUCUUCUGAGGAGAAAAGCCGCUAUUUAGGAAGUUUAAACUAGUUUAUAGUUUCGCGAACUUGCUCAUAAGAUUUUGGGCAAAAAUGAUGGAAUUUUGUCUUGUUGUACUCUUUAGAAAUCCUUGUGUUUUUUCUUUUCAAGGGGCAUUUUGAUUCAUGUAGUUUGUAAUAAUAGAUGAGUGGAAGAGUGAUGAGUGGAAGAGUCCAGCUAGGGUGCUUUUAGAGGUACGAGGCAUUCGUGCUGCCAAGUUGUUUCGUUUUGUUUUAUAUGAUGGAGCUUACUGAAUCGACAAUCAGCUUUAUUAGAUAUACUAUAGAGUAUUUGAAAUAAAA
This is a messenger RNA of Ananas comosus (pineapple), 983 nucleotides long. Its product is annotated as putative pterin-4-alpha-carbinolamine dehydratase. Gene Ontology annotation, cellular component: mitochondrion. Bases 98 to 679 code for a protein of 193 amino acids. Gene Ontology annotation, biological process: tetrahydrobiopterin biosynthetic process. The record is from RefSeq and is a predicted model, not a curated record. The transcript has 7 exons. Gene Ontology annotation, molecular function: 4-alpha-hydroxytetrahydrobiopterin dehydratase activity. NCBI's taxonomy places the organism in Eukaryota, Viridiplantae, Streptophyta, Magnoliopsida, Poales, Bromeliaceae.